Molecule: messenger RNA, 2188 nt
Organism: Bombus pascuorum
Lineage: Eukaryota; Metazoa; Arthropoda; Insecta; Hymenoptera; Apidae
Product: fructose-bisphosphate aldolase-like
Exons: 6
Coding region: 368-1405 (345 amino acids)
Biological process (GO): fructose 1,6-bisphosphate metabolic process; glycolytic process
Cellular component (GO): cytosol
Molecular function (GO): fructose-bisphosphate aldolase activity
Source: RefSeq, a predicted model, not a curated record
AUUAGGCGCUUGGUUUACAAACAUCACGUAAAUGAAAUAUUUUAAUCUUUAAUUUAACAACUGACCGUAUCUUUUCUCUUACUAAAAUUUAUUUCUUAAACAUAUUUACUGUUUUCCAUGACUAAAUAUUACUGUAACUCUUUAGAAAAAGGUUCUUGAUUUCCUUAUUAUCGCAUUUUGAUUGUUGCAAGAAACUUGUAUUCUACUCUUAUGUAGAUAAUAAAUUUUCAAUUGUUUUAUCUCUUUUCACUUCAGUAUCAAAUUUUUAUUAAAAUUUCUAUCAAUAUGGUUCCUAUAUUAAAAUAAAAAUACACCUAAUUUUUAUUAUCAUUCUAAAAUUCUUGGCGUUAUUUACGUACUUAAAAUAAUGAAGCGUUUGGGGGAUAAAUGUAACUGCAGAGACAAAAUAUCAUCGCCCAUUACUAAAUACACGGAGUUAGAACCAGCUCUUUGCCAAGAGUUGCGCAAAAUCGUAGACGCGAUCGUAGUACCAGGAAAAGGACUGCUAGCUUGUGACGAGUCUCCUUCAACUUUUCAAGAACGAUUCGACGAGAUCGGCGUGGAAAAUACCGAAAUUAAUCGUCGCGAUUAUCGGCAAAUGUUGUUCACCGCAGAUAAGUCUCAAUUUUCAAAAUACAUAAGUGCUGUUAUUCUGCAUCACGAGACAGUUUAUCAGAAAACAUCCGAUGACGUCGAAUUGAUCGAAUUGCUACGUCAGAGAGAUGUCGUACCCGGCAUUAAGGUCGAUAAGGGCUUGGUCCCAUUAUUUAGUUCGAAGGACGAGAAUACUACGGAAGGCCUGGACAAUUUGCAAGAGAGAUGCAUUCAAUAUAAACGAGAUGGCUGUCACUUCACUAAAUGGAGAUGCACAUUCACAAUCUCAGAGACCACGCCGAGUCAACUGGCCAUGGUUACGAAUGCGAACGUCCUUGCAAGAUAUGCCAGUAUAUGUCAGAGUGCACGAAUGGUACCUAUAAUAGAACCCGAAAUAUUAAACCGUACCCAUGGAAUAAAUAGAGCGUUAGAAGUUCACGAAGAAGUACUGUCUAUUUUGAUUCGUAUUUUACAAGAGCAUCGUAUCUAUCUCGAAGGUAUAAUCCUAAAGGUAGCGAUGGUUUUGUCGGGAAUAAAAAAUUCUACCAAUUGUUCGCCGCAGAUUAUUGCCGAACAUACGUUAGCAGCUUUACAGAGGACAGUGCCGCCAGCAGUACCAGCGGUUAUAUUUCUAAGCGGAGGACAAUCGGAUGAAGAUGCUGUUUUAAAUUUAAACGCUAUUAACGCUUACGAAGGGAGAAAGCCUUGGCCUCUUACGUUUUGCUACGGACGUGCUUUACAAGUAUCUUCAAAUAUCCUAACUCUUUUCAAAGAAUGCAGCAUUGAAAACGUGGAAAGGAAAUCCAGAUAAAGUGCAAGAUGCUCAAGCAGCAUUUUUAGAAAGAGCGAAGCUCUGCUCCCAAGCUUCGUUAGGAGAAUUAGAACCUGAAAACGGCGUGUGCACUAGGAAUUCUCGUUAAAAUUAUCGAUCAGUUAACAAAUAUCCAAUUAAAAGUUACGAAGUUAUAAUUAUACCUGUGUGGAAACGAAUAUCAGAAUUCUUUUUAAUAUUCAAUCUUCAGUUGCAUCAUGCAAAUUCCAAUUACAUGUGAUUGCUUAUCAAUUCACUCGAACACCUUGAACGUCAGAUCAUGACUACGUCAUCAUGAAAUGACAUCUCAUGAACACAUCUUAUCAAUGAACUGUAUCACGUAAUGAUAAAGACGUUUCAACAAGAAGCAGUACGUUUCAUAAUGUGUGUGUGAGGGUAAGUCAACCUUACAUCGAAAAAUUUCGUUAGUAAAUUCGACGAAUGUCACGAAAGGUGCCCUUGACUGACCUCUAAACCAGAGGCUCUCAAUUGAAGGCUUCCGCGACGGUACGUGCGAGUUGAGUCGUAUAACGUUCGGGAAUUUGGUCCGUUAUUUAAGGGUCGAUACGUCGUCAUUUCCAUGAAUCCCCACCAAUUCCCAUGUCCCCCUUAUCUUUCUAGGCUUUAUGGACGGGAUCACCAGCACGUAUACUUGACAGUGUCGUAGCUAUGAAGCAAUUAUUAAAUAUGACAUCCCACUUGGACACAUUUAUUUUUAAUUCGUUGUCUUGGAAAAUAAACAAUAGAAUUAUGUAAAAAAUAAAUACAAAGAUGUUAAACGAA